Molecule: messenger RNA, 707 nt
Organism: Brassica oleracea var. oleracea
Lineage: Eukaryota; Viridiplantae; Streptophyta; Magnoliopsida; Brassicales; Brassicaceae
Product: dirigent protein 4
Exons: 1
Coding region: 82-666 (194 amino acids)
Source: RefSeq, a predicted model, not a curated record
AUUUAAAUGGAUUUGAUUCCCAAAUUUCAGAUUCUUGUUGCUUCUUAUAUAUAUAGUUAGAUUACAUGUAAAGGAAAUAGAAUGCAUAGAAUACAAGGGAUGGGGAAGAAGACAGGAAUCAUACUAGUAUUGUUUACUCUUCAUCUACUCAUAUCCUUCGCCCUCUCUGAGUAUUACUCAGAAACUCGUCCAUUCUCACCAAAACAACAAGUCGUCACCAAUCUCCACUUCUUCUUUCAUGACACUCUCAGCGGACCAGACCCAUCAGCGGUCCUCAUCGCCAAACCCCAUCUCACCGGAGAGGACAGCUCUUCUCCCACACCCUUCGGCUCUCUUCUCGCCAUAGACGACCCUCUCACCCUCGGACCUGAUCCCAAGUCCGAGCAGAUCGGGAAUGCCAGAGGAAUGUACGUCUCUUCCGGAAAACAUGUCCCCACGUUGACCAUGUACGUCGACUUCGGCUUCACCUCCGGCCUGUUUAACGGCAGCUCCUUCACCGUGUUUUCUAGGAAUACGAUAACGGAGAAGGAGAGGGAGCUUGCGGUUGUGGGUGGUCGAGGAAGGUUUAGGAUGGCUACAGGAGUUGCUCAACUUAAUACAUACUCGGUUAACUUAAUCAACGGUGAUGCCGUUGUCGAGUACAAUGUCACUCUCUAUCAUUAUUAACGAAUGAAAAUGCAUGUAAUACAAAUAAUUCGGUUCCAUAA